CGCCACCGCUAUCCCUCCCCCCCUCCCCCCCCCUCCGGCUUUUCGCAGGACGGAACUGCGCGUUGGCUCUCCGCUCUCCUCUCUCCUGCGCUCAAGGUAGAGCCACUGUGGUCGGCUCCGCUAGCGUCGUUUCAUUCGAACUGCGACGGUGUUGUCGGCCUAGGAGUCUACACGGAGCGAUGGCGACAGCGACGGCAAAACGGGCCAACUCACCGACGUCUACAUAGUUACGUCUCGGCUACGAGGGUCCGUGGUGGCCUCAGCGGCCACCCUUUUGGGGUGGCUUACAAGCCCAAUCCAACACCAGGCGGAGGCCUACCGGCACUGGGGGCUGGCGUUCAGGCACGGGCCGGAGACACCCGGCCAGCUCCUUCAGGUCGUGGAUGCUGGCCCGCAUCCGGCCUCGGGCCGGAUAGUGGCCAGUACUACCUACCAAACGUGGGAGGAGAUCACAGCCACCAGCGAAACCACGCGGGCCAACUCACCGACGUCUACAUAGUUACGUCUCGGCUACGAGGGUCCGUGGUGGCCUCAGCGGCCACCCUUUUGGGGUGGCUUACAAGCCCAAUCCAACACCAGGCGGAGGCCUACCGGCACUGGGGGCUGGCGUUCAGGCACGGGCCGGAGACACCCGGCCAGCUCCUUCAGGUCGUGGAUGCUGGCCCGCAUCCGGCCUCGGGCCGGAUUGUGGCCAGUACUACCUACCAAACGUGGGAGGAGAUCACAGCCACCAGCGAAACCACGAAGCACCUCGGUGCAUUUAACAUCACGAAGGAAGAUGUGAUGAAGGCUGUGGAGAAACUUGGCAACAUGGGUGCAUAUAGCUUGCUCGACCGAAAUUGUCAGUGCUUUACGCGAAGACUGUUGAUGCUGUUGAAGAUACCCCUGCCCAUGGACAUCUUGCCUGCGGAAAGUGUCAUCGUGGAAGCUGUCACCGGAGGAGCACCAAAAGCAGCGCUUGCAUCAUCGGUUUUUUUUGUGAGGUUUGAUUCCGCACAGCUAAAUUGAAUUUUUAUGCAUAUAUUGCCACCAAAAUUUUUGCGCUCAAUCAGAAAGAUAGAUCCGAAAUUUCGCAGUUGAGCCCACACCACUAUGGCAUCGUCACCACCAUUUGUUGUCUCAGCUACAUAAUAGGGAGAAACAUAAUAGGGAGAAACAUAAUAGGGAGAAAAUUCCUUAGGCAUAAACAAUUGCCCUCUCUUCGUGAUAACGAAAUGAAACCAAAAUUGGACAGUUGAUGAACACAGAACCAAAACUAAGAUAAUCAUAUACAGUGUAGGAGGUUGCUGCUUCGCCACUUCUUCCGAGUAGCCAAGAAGACAAGAACCCAACAAGGCUUUUGAAACUCGUCGCUCAAGUCCUUCUCUCCAACAUAUUUUUUUUAAUGUAUUAGCUAAGGCAUUCGAUGUUCCUGUUUGUUAUGGAGACUACACGUAAGCACUGAUUUGCAUGUAGACUACCUACUGUUUGUGAUGUGUCCUCGUUGCAGGAAAGAGCGGUGUUGUGCAAUAAAUCAGCGCUCCUUCUAUGC
This is a messenger RNA of Dermacentor albipictus, 1531 nucleotides long. Lineage: Eukaryota; Metazoa; Arthropoda; Arachnida; Ixodida; Ixodidae. The record is from RefSeq and is a predicted model, not a curated record.